Messenger RNA from Daldinia decipiens, 2239 nucleotides. RefSeq lists its product as uncharacterized. NCBI's taxonomy places the organism in Eukaryota, Fungi, Ascomycota, Sordariomycetes, Xylariales, Hypoxylaceae. The coding region runs from base 250 to 1965 and encodes 571 amino acids. The record is from RefSeq and is a predicted model, not a curated record. The transcript has a single exon.
AAAAUCUUGCCAUUACGCGGUAUUAAUUAAAUCUCUGGACCACCAAGGCACCUAGGAUGAGGAGCUCCUGGCUAUAAUAGUAGUCCUAACAGAAUUGUGAUAUCACUUCUUACUCGUGCCCGUAUAGCAUUAGUGAAGAGCGCAACAUAGAUAAGUACCUAGGUACCUACCUUCAUACAGGUACGCCUUGAACAUCACAUUCGAUACUGUCAACUUCGCACGUACCAGUAAUCUUUAAUUACUUGGAUCAUGAUCGAAACUCGACCAGGCAUGGGCCCAAUCUCCCCUGACACGCUCGCCUACACAGGCUCGGCGUUAGAUGCCCUCGAAGAAUUGGCUAAAACGCAGACAUAUGUCGAGUUGCUCCAUACGGCGCAUUCUUUGUGGUGUGGCGGUUCGUGUUCCCGCAGCAUCGAGUGCAAAUUUCUUCAUUAUAGGAUGCCAAAGUCCCGGGCUCCUGAGAAACCAAACUUGGUCCCAAGUCAUCGCUAUAACAAACACACGGCUAACUAUUUUACUCUCAUGGGCGGUGAGGGUUACGAGCCGGGAUUUUCACAAGAGCAUCAAGUUAACUUUUGGCCUCCUCUUGAAGCUGUUCUACAUCGAAUCGACCAAGCCCGUGAGAAGAGCAGCUUCUUGUUCUGUGACUAUACGGAUUGGACAAAGAAGCAAGAUACCUCAGCCAAGCAAACGGCCCAAGGCCUUUGCCGGGAUAUAAUCCAAUGGCUGGCCAUUUGGACCGGUAUUGAUCUCAAGACUUCACCCCUUAGCAUGUGGCUUACGGCCAUGAUUGCCUCUCCGGAUGAUUUUUGUAUACCUCCGCUGGAUGUUGUGCACCAGAAAUUCCGAUUAUAUGGUCGUUCCCUCCGUGACCUCGUACAGGCAAUGGUGAACGACAACUGGGGCCGGGAUGCAACCCAUGUGCUGCUUGAUUGCAUCCGCCAACUCAUUUUCCAGUAUGCCGAAAAGGUCGAGUUUGAGGGUACAGCUAAUAGUGACACUGGCAUUCACGCUCAGAUGGGCCUGCAUGCCGAGGGCAUAUGGGAUAGUAUCGUACUCCGAACGCAUAGUGCUGGUACAUACGCCUGUAUGAUCAUAGUCUCCCGGAUAGCGGGCUUGGGUUUGCUAGAAGAAAACUGGGUUUUGGGUAGCUCUUCCAAUUCUUGCAUUUCCAUGGACCUGGCCAAAUCAGCUGCGCGUAUUUACCAAGUAGAUAACCACCAGCCGACCAUCAGUUUUGGGGAGAAGAGUAUGCAACCGACUCUUGAGAGAAGGAGAAAGACUGGAUAUCAUUCAGUAUAUCUUGACAUGAUGGAUGACUUGGUCAGCACUGGCUGUCCAGAACCCCUACUACACGUUGCCAGCACUUUUCUCGGCGUCCAGCUAGUCCAUCGAUAUUGGGAACGUAGCUUAGGUUAUCGAAUCCCGAUUCACCAAGCUAUGGCCGAUACCCUACGUAGCAUUUACGGGGAUGAGCCAACGGAUGCGCGAUUGGAUGGUCUUUUUCACUUGCGCUGGCUAGUGAGCGAUCAUGGUACAAAGCACAAGACUGGUGCCAAAACCACGCUCUGUCCAGAGCUGCUAGCUGCGUGUUUGAAACGCCAGCAACAGCGGGAGUCUGUGUGGAAGCCUGACCAUUCCAAGAGUUGUACAGACUCCAGACUCCCAAUUUACAGUCCAGACGACGAUGGUUCAGACGCCACCGAGUGGGUCGCUGUCGUUCAUCAGCUGUCGCAGCAGGCCAACAACCCCAGAGAAUUACAGAAGCUGUUGACUUCUCUUAUCGUGGUAAACUCAACACGGUUGUCUAUUGACCAGCUGAAUGCUGUUGGCUCACAGGAUGACAUUUGGGCUCUUUGUAUGGCUUGCAAGGUUGAUUGCAGUAAAGACUGCGAGUGGCUGGCGUUCGCAAAGUAUAUCCGGAAACAGUUCUGCUCUGCUUCUCACCUCGCACAAGAGAUCUGACUCAGAAGUUAAGCCCAUGGCAGAACAAGCUUCGCAUUUUCGUAAGCUAGGUUCUUCUACAAAUGAGGGAUAAGGAUAUGGCAUGUUUACGAAUGAAUGAAUGAAUGAAUGAAGUUUUCCUUGAUCUAUCGUGGGGUGGACAGCUUUGGAUCGCGAAUCUUAAGCUAACUCGGAGAACAAUAGAGGCCAAUAGUGUGUUUGAAUCGAAAUCUAACUUUGAUAUAUAUAAAGUACUAGGUUAAGCAGUUUUCUGCUCUCAGGCUACGGUUUCAUA